This is a messenger RNA of Sinocyclocheilus grahami, 2492 nucleotides long. RefSeq names its product poly(ADP-ribose) glycohydrolase-like. Gene Ontology annotation, biological process: regulation of DNA repair; carbohydrate metabolic process; ATP generation from poly-ADP-D-ribose. Gene Ontology annotation, molecular function: poly(ADP-ribose) glycohydrolase activity. The coding region runs from base 77 to 2164 and encodes 695 amino acids. Lineage: Eukaryota; Metazoa; Chordata; Actinopteri; Cypriniformes; Cyprinidae. Gene Ontology annotation, cellular component: nucleus; cytoplasm. The record is from RefSeq and is a predicted model, not a curated record. The transcript is spliced from 16 exons.
ACAACAGUCAUGUGACGAAAGGUGAGCGAUUAAUAAAGCGGUUUUGACCAGGAAACACUAUGACAGAAUUGAUUAAAUGUCAGCUUUAGCAAUAAAUGCUUGUGGUGUUUCCGUAUCCCGUCAUCGCUCAUAUGCUGCAGUUCUCAGGAACUGCCACAGCUCAAGGUUUCAUUCUCGCGCGUUUACUUUCGUUCUAGUCACACAAGCGACCGCAAGCUUUCACAGACACUGGACGCCAACUGCACGCGAACAAAUGUCACAGCAAGACAGCACUCAAGUGAAGGGAUGCUUAAAUCAGACAAAUAACAGUGGAAACACUGGUGAUCAGUCAUCAAGAGGAGAACCCAAAAACCAGCACUCAUCCACUGAUUCUGCAGGCAAAGGGGCCACAAGCCAGCCCACAUCUACUGAGAAUGAAAGGGAAGAAAAAACGUGCCUGUCUAAUGAGAGCGCAGAGAAAAUGGCCAAAAAAGCCAAAUCUGAUGAGUUCCAAAACCCCAAGCCAACCCAUAGUGCAUCUGGAGAAAGCAGCUCAAACCGGCCCUCUCAAGGUGCACCCAUGGACACUUCAGAUCCAUUCUCAGAUGCUUCGGGAACAAGACCACAGCUUGGGAUACAGCUGGGUCCCACAUAUCCCAUUGAGAACCUCAAAACAAUGCAAAACUUCUCCACAGAGUUUGACAAGAAACCGAUUGGACACAUAAUAAUGAUAGAUAUGACAUGUUUCCAAAGAGGCGUGAUUGUCCCUUUUCAAAGAACUCAUGUUUGGGAUUCCAAAAAUGUGAAGUUACCACAUCUGUAUCCUCUGUCCCACAACAAGUCCCAUGCACCACCCUCUCGCUGGGAAGCCACCUGUCAUGCUCUGCGCAAGCUCACCAAAGGCAGUAACUCUAUUGGGGAUGCUGAGACCGCAAUAAUGUCUUACAAUUCCACCAACAAGGGAAAAUGGACAUUUGAUGCGCUUUAUCUUUAUGGUCAGCGCUUACACACAGUUGACAAUAAUCUCCAUUUGCUGAUCCCAAAGAUGGCCAAACUAGCUCUUGAGUUACCUGAUCUCAUUAAACAGCCCAUCCCUCUCCUGCGACAGCAACAAAACCAGGCCAUAACAAUGUCUCAGCAGCAGAUUUCCAGUUUGUUAGCAAAUGCCUUCUUCUGCACCUUCCCUCACAGGAACGACACUAAACCUGGUUCAGAAUACUCCAACUUCCCCACCAUCAACUUCAGCAGCCUAUUUGCUAAUGAGAAAGACCCAGCAAAAUUAUCCCAGAAAGCAGAGAAACUGAGGGCCAUAUUCCAUUACUUCAACACAGUGACAAAUGAAAAUCAUGAUCAAGAUCCAGCAUCAAAACCAGAUGGACUGGUUAGUUUUGAAAGGAUUAGCAUUCCACCCUCACAGCUCCCUGACUGGAAUAAACAGAAGAUGCCCCUGAGGAACCUUCACAUCUCUUCAGAAGGAUCCAUUGAGAAAGAGGGUACAGGCAUGCUGCAGGUGGACUUUGCCAGCAAAUAUAUUGGUGGAGGAGUGCUGAAGUCAGGACUGGUUCAGGAGGAGAUCCUCUUCCUCAUGAGUCCAGAGCUCAUCGUGGCCAAACUCUUCACGGAGAAACUGGCUGAUAACGAGUGCCUCAAGAUCACAGGUCCUCAGAUGUACAGCAUUACUUCUGGCUAUAGCAAAACCUUUUCUUGGGUGGGUCCAUACAAUGAUUGCACAAAGCGUGAUACGUGGAAGAGGCGUUAUCGGCAGAUUGUUGCCAUUGAUGCUCUUGACUUCAAGAACCCAAAGGAGCAGUACACCCAAGAGAACAUAAAACGAGAACUCAACAAGGCAUUUGUAGGAUUCCACGGAAAACCAGAAACAGCUAUCGCAACAGGCAACUGGGGCUGCGGUGCCUUCAAUGGGGAUCCUAAACUCAAAGCUCUCAUCCAGUUGAUGGCUGCCGCGGUGGCUGAACGAGACAUGGCUUACUUCACCUUUCGCAAUGAACAUCUUGCAUACGAAAUACAAAGAAUGCAUGAGAUACUGACCAAAAACGAUGUGACCGUAGAUAAACUGUACAAGUUGCUGAAAGAAUUUGGUGGACACUACACUCGUGAACAUCACUCGGCAACAGACUUGUACAGAUUCAUCAGAGAGAAGAUCAAACAUAAGAAUAGCUUACUGUAAAUCUGUCUGGCUUCAGCAGUAUUAAAUAUGUAAAGCUGCUUUGAAUGUAUCAGAUUUCUGAAAGAUCAGAAUAAUGUAACAAUAUAAAAAAACCUACUGUAUGUUAUGUAUUUGGACCACAGGUGUCAUAUUAAUUUAAUUGUUUACCUUAAUUAAAAUGUGUUAUAGUCAAUCACGAUUCAUAUUAAUUAAGGAAAAAUUCAGAUUGAUUAAAGAUCAUCUGAUAAAGUGCACAAGACAUGUAUGUCUUUAUUAAUGCAAAAUAAACUGUUCAUGUUAAAGUUGUAGUUUUCUUGCAUAAUUUGUAAGUACAACAAGCAGACAGAUU